Messenger RNA from Moesziomyces antarcticus, 1998 nucleotides. RefSeq lists its product as uncharacterized. Bases 1 to 1998 code for a protein of 665 amino acids. The record is from RefSeq and is a predicted model, not a curated record. Lineage: Eukaryota; Fungi; Basidiomycota; Ustilaginomycetes; Ustilaginales; Ustilaginaceae. The transcript has 2 exons. Gene Ontology annotation, cellular component: Set1C/COMPASS complex. Gene Ontology annotation, biological process: positive regulation of DNA-templated transcription.
AUGCCACUUGUUCCGAGCUGGAAACGAGAUGCCCACGUCAGGGAUGGCGAGCGAGCUGAAGCAGAAACUGCGGAUGAUGACCACGACGAGGCCGACAAAGCCGCCGGGUAUAGUGCCGCAGCUGACGACGUCAAAACGAUGGAUGUGGACUUGACGCCGCCCAAGAAGCGGGUCAAGUCCGCCCAGAUCAGCCGCCAGGUGUCUGUCGAGGGAGACAUGACCCGCGACACCGCCGCUGACGCCCAUCACAUCACAAGAGAACGCGUAUCACCGACUUCAGAUCUUCCAGCUACUAGCUCAUCGGCUAUAACAGAAUCCGAGAUCAAGAUCGAGCCGGCAGAGGGAGCGCCGCUAUCCGCCUCGCUACCUGCACACGACACUACGCCAGUCGCGGUCAAGGCUGAGUCUGACCUCGUCGGCGCCACUGCCGACUCCGUAGUCGAAGUCGAAGACGCGCCUGCACCGAAAAAGAAGAAGACGACGUCAGCUUCCAGCAAAAGCAAGAAGGGUAGCAGCACGAAGAAGGCUUCGGCGUCGACAAGUGCGCACGCCGAAUCGUCCACCUCGAGUCGCUCCAAGGUCAAAGUGGAGGAGAAAGCACCACCAGCUGCAGCGCCUGGCGAGGAAGAAGAAGAGGAGGAGGAAGAUGAUGCACUGUACUGCAUCUGCAGGCGGCGGCAGGACGAUAUUGAAGGCGGCAUGAUUGCAUGCGACCGAUGCGACCAGUGGUACCACUACCGAUGCAUGGAGAUCACCGAGGAUGAUGCGGAGCUUGUCGACCGCUUCGUCUGUCCGCCCUGCCACGAGUUCACGCCGGAACGCACGACGUACAAGGCGGCGUGUGCGCGCGCAGGGUGCAGGCAUGCUGCGCAGACGCCGUUCAGCAAGUACUGCUCGGACCGAUGUGGUGUCCUUGCACUGUCGGCACGCCUGGCCGGGCUGAAGGUGAAUAGGAACAAACAGGCAGCGGCGGUGUUCGAGGCAGAUCUACGCGUUGUCGCAGCGAGAAAAACGGAGGCACUCACACAGAGGACGGACGCAUUCCACGAUGUCAAGGGCGAGUGGAAUCGAGUGGUUGCGGGAGGGCUGUCGGAAGGCGCUACGGAUGCGGCAGUGCAGAGGCUUGGUCUUUCGGGAGCCUUUGCCCUGAUGCUCAGCGCUGACAGCGCACAGCCGAUUCCAACCGUCAACGGGGCUGAUGAAGCAGCAGCAAGUGACGAGUCGGCAGAGCAAGCGCCAGCGAAUGCGGAAGGGCCGACGAACGAUGCCUCGUCCGCUACGAGUCUCAUCGGCCUUGCCGAGCAGUUGCGGCUGGUCACGCGCCAGAUCGCCGCAGUCGACCUGGAAAAGAUGCAGAUCAACGCACGGCUUGACCGGCUCGACCUGCGCAGCACGCUUCUGCAUCUCGUCUCGGACCGCGUCCCCACGCUCGUCGCCGCGCCAUCCGCCUCCGCACCCGACGCCACGGACGCAGGUGAGGACGAAGAGAUGCCGGACGAAGCACGCCCUAAAACCAAGAAGAAGAAAUCCGCCAAGGGGCGGAGCAAGGACGCUGAUUCAAGCUCAGGUCCUCUUUGCGGGUACGAUCAGCGGCUUCACUGGGACGAUCCGGAUUUCGAUACCUGGGCACACACCGAUCUGGGCCGCACCAUGCUCGCCCACGACGCGCCGCUGGAUGGCGAGCUGGACGACGCUGCCGGCCCAAACGCCGUCGUGUGCUCAACGGUGAAGCGCAAAUGCAGGAGGCAUAUCGACUGGUCAAACCUGUGUGAGCUCGCGCUCGAUGCCGAAAAGGCCGCCCUCGCCGCCCAGUCGCGCAUUCUCACGCACAGUAAGCUCGAGCUCGCAGCUGCAAAGGACCGGUUGCAUGCAGAGUACGAUGCCGUGCAACAGCUGGCGCAACAGCAGCGAGACGGCCAGAGAAAGGCGGCCGAGCAGCGGGAUCGCGAUAUGGCUCUCGCCGUUGCAGCGCACGGAACUCGCCGCGUUGUAGUCUAG